Ascochyta rabiei is the source of this 1731-nucleotide messenger RNA. RefSeq lists its product as uncharacterized. Lineage: Eukaryota; Fungi; Ascomycota; Dothideomycetes; Pleosporales; Didymellaceae. The transcript has a single exon. Bases 1 to 1731 code for a protein of 576 amino acids. The record is from RefSeq and is a predicted model, not a curated record.
AUGGCACAAAACGGCACGAGGAUUCCCGCCUGGCGAAGACUUGGCCUUGCGCUGCAGAGCGAGGCUCAAUCCGGAGUCGCCGUGACCGAGCCCGCUGCAUCGCACGGAGGCGAGAACCAGCCUGUCCCAACUCCUGAUGCAGCAAAAGAGACUCCCAAUCUCUCUGAGCCACUCACCGAGCCUACCCGAAGUGGAAACACGUCAAAGCUUGGCAAACGAAAACACCAACACGAGGCAGCAGACGAGAGCGAACCAACAACAUUGAAAAAAAGCCGGACGGUAGCGGAAGAAGUUCACGCACGCGAGAAUGCUGUUGCGGAUGCGCCUGCCGUUUCUCAGGAAGAUCAUGCUAUGCCGGACCUCACCCACGAGGAGCCCUCUUCGGCCACACCAGCAAAAGGAGGGGACCCAAACUAUCGCCAAGGAAAGAAGAAGAAGCCCAAGCUUACUCCGAAAGACCGCAAGAAGCUGGCCCAGCAAAAUCCGCCUGCACCUUCACCUGCUGAGGCUGUGCCCGUGAGAACAAGAGCGACUUUACUUGCUUCGACUGAGGUCGAUCAACUCCCGGCGCCCUCGUUCUCAACCCCACAAAAACAUCAGCCUAUCCUUCGAGACCGCAGUAAAGACCCUUCAGGAUCCCCUCCAAGGACCGACAGGCGCAAGUCCGUUGCUUUUACACCUGACACGAAGAGGGUGGACGGAGACAGUGGACAGACGUGGUUCAAAAAAUGGGCAGCUGAGCAGAAGGGAGAGGACACCGGAAUUCCAGAUCAACCCAGCUUCACCUCAGCACCUUCAGCGGUCGAAGAGCCCAAGGAAGUGGUAAAGACCGAAAAUAAAGAGAGGAAGAAGAAGGACAAGACAUCAACAAAAGAAAAGGAAGCAGCAGCUUUUGCUGCAAGCGCUACAGCCAAAGAAGAGCAGUCAACCCCCCAGAAAGCGUCACAGCCAGCCAAACCCGCGAAAGAAAGCAAAGAGCAGUCUGCACCUGGUCCCAAAGGCAAGAAAAAGGAUCCUUCCAUCUACAUCUCCUACCUUACACAGUACUACAACGACCGCGACAACUGGAAGUUCAACAAGGCUAAGCAGAACGACGUUGUCGACAACGCCCUGAACAUCUUCCGCAUCCCAGACGAGCACUGUGACGCACUACUCGAGUACAUCAAAGGCUUGAAAGGUGCAGGCGUGAUCGAGCGACUGAGAGAGAAAACACUGUCCGCUAUCAAAGAGCUCGACGUAGAAGACGCCAAAGCACCGGCAGACAUGGACGAGGACGCCCAAAAAGCUGCCAAGGAAGCCGCACUGCAAGAGCGAGUAGCCAAGGAGCGAAAGCGAAGAAAGGUUGAAGGCGACGUGGAGAGCCUCGCAACCCACCCUAAUGGCGACGCAUAUAUUCGACGCAUGCGCCGCAGCCGUGCCGAAGCGCUCCUGUCAGCACUUGGUCGCACCGCGCCAAUCUUGCCCGCUCCCCAGCCAACAACGAGCAUAAAUCCCAUGGUUCAGAACCUCGCGCCGCAGGACAGGGCUCGCAAGAGGAAACGCAGGACCGACAUCUCGAGCGACGAGAGCAGCUCUGAUAGUAGCAGCGAUGACAGUUCGAGCGAUGACUCUGACGCUGAGUCUAAAGACGGCUCCAGCUCGGAUUCAGAUGGUGGUAGUGCAAGUGGAAGUAGCUCAAGCUCUGAUAGCGAUGGAUCUGGUGGAAGUGAUAACGACAGUGACAGCGACUAA